AUGUGGGCUGGCUACUGCAUCCUUGGUCCAGUGUCGGUCAUACGAUUGCUGCAAUGGUCACUCUACCCCCUCUUCGGCCUCGAUGCUGCUGGAAGGACUUCUGUUUAUAACUUUAUUGUACCCCAACUGGUCAAUGAAGGCGUAUCGGCUUCGACCAUGGACGGCAUCCUGAUACUACUGUGGAUGCUACAGCUACUUUACGCCUCUCAUAUAGUCGUUAAAGAGAUCAAUCUUUCAGACUGGCAAAAAGAUGCUUUCUAUGAUGACUCUAUGUGGCUCGAGAACACUAUACAAUUCAAGUGUAUGUUUCUUGUGCCCAUGUUGCUGCUCUUCUUCCGUGGCUUUGCCAGCCCCGAUAUGGGAUUUACCUAUGCUCAGAACGAUCUCAUAGUCCUUACAUUAAUCUACCCUGCACUCCUGGUCCUAGUCUGGUGGUGUACUUACGCUUAUAUCUCACUGAGAUACGUAGAGUUCUACAGGUUUGCGUCGGCUGCCUUCCUGUCAUAUCUGGUAUCAGGAAUAAUCUGCGAGAUAGCACAAGUGUCGGCCGGCGGGGCUCGGCUCGUUGUUUGGGCCCACCUUAUACGUCAGCUUAUCAAACGAGCGUCUAUACCGUUGAUAACGGCUCCGCGCACUGGUGGGAAAUCGAAGAGAAAGAUCCAUGGAGUGGAGCGUGCCUGGAGUGUUCUCGUCCUGAGAGUCUUCCUCGGUCUACUGUGCCUAUUCUUGGCAGUCCGUCUUGGACUAGGAGUGCUUGCAUGUGUCCAAGACGAUAAAGGGCUAUACCCUCAUAUGCCGUUCAUCUCUGUUCAUCAGUCACUGGAUCAUACCCAAGUCACUGUUGACCAUGCUGUGAUGAGUUCUAACUUUGCCCGUGACGAUUCGCUCAGCGAAGGGCAUGAACAGCAUCUGGCUCGCUACGCUAUCUGUGAUCAAUAUUUCCAUGGGCUGCAUGUCACAGACUACGGCAUGAUGGCACUCGCGGCCUACUUUACUACUGUAGGAGAUCAACAAGCUGCGAUUGAUGCGUUUUUCCCUGGUCAAGGAAUGAACGUCAUCCCAAUCGACGAAGCGAUGACAGGUUCUGGGUAG
Messenger RNA from Perkinsus marinus ATCC 50983, 1092 nucleotides. RefSeq lists its product as hypothetical. The transcript has a single exon. The coding region runs from base 1 to 1092 and encodes 363 amino acids. Lineage: Eukaryota; Perkinsozoa; Perkinsida; Perkinsidae. The record is from RefSeq and is a predicted model, not a curated record.